Messenger RNA from Striga hermonthica, 1014 nucleotides. The record is from the annotation of a GenBank genome assembly. Lineage: Eukaryota; Viridiplantae; Streptophyta; Magnoliopsida; Lamiales; Orobanchaceae.
AUGUCGACCAUUUUCGCCUCACAAGUCUUUAUAACCACAAAUUCCGGCCACUCGAAAGUCUCCCUCCGCCCCACAACCACCGCGAAACUCAACAACUCCGCCUCCACUCCGCCAAGCCUCAUCCGGAAAGAGCCCGUUUUUGCUGCACCCACACCGAUUAUACACCCACUUUUGAAAGAAGACAUGGGAAAGGACGCAUACGAGGAAGCCAUCGUUGCACUUGAGAAGCUUUUAAGUGAGAGGGAAGACCUCGGACCAACCGUCGUUGCCAAAAUCGGUGAAAUAAAAGCUCAGCUGCAAACAACCCAGGGAAGCGGCGGCAUCACCGCCUCGGCUUCAGCCUCAGAGUCUGUGGAGAGGUUGAAAAAAGGCUUCAUUCACUUCAAGAAAGAGAAAUAUGAGAAAAAUCCAGCUUUAUACGGGGAACUCGCCAAAGGUCAGAGCCCCAAGUACAUGGUGUUUGCGUGCUCCGACUCGCGCGUGUGCCCAUCGCACGUGCUCGAUUUUCAACCGGGCGAGGCUUUCGUGGUCCGGAACGUUGCUAACAUGGUCCCUGCGUAUUGCCAGACCAAAUACAGUGGAAUUGGGGCUGCCAUUGAGUAUGCUGUUCUGCACCUUAAGGUGCAAGAAAUUGUGGUGAUUGGGCACAGUGCCUGUGGUGGAAUCAAGGGUCUCAUGUCCUUCCCAUUUGAUGGAUCUUCGUCCACCGAUUUCAUCGAGGAUUGGGUGAAGAUCGGUUUACCCGCGAGGUCGAAGGUGCAAGCCGCGCACAAGGACAAGCCUUUCGGUGACCAAUGCGGGCAGUGCGAAAAGGAAGCUGUGAAUGUUUCGCUCGGAAACUUGCUUUCGUACCCGUUUGUACGUGAUGGUGUCGUGAACAAAACGCUUGCGCUCAAAGGCGGCUAUUAUGACUUUGUCAGUGGGAGUUUCGAGCUGUGGGGGCUCGAAUUCGACUUGUCUCCUUCUCUCUCUGUAAAAGAUGUGGCCACUAUACUGCACUGGAAGCUCAUGUAG